AUGUCACCGCCCCCUUCCUGUGACCCAAUGAUGAUGUCAUCACAUGUGUGUGUCUGUGGAGAAAUAAAUAGAGGAAGCCACCAUCAGCUGAGACACCAACUCACAGAAUUCAUCCCAAGAGACAAACCUGAGACAACUCUCAACAUGUUCUCCGGAGCCCUCCAGAAAACGAAGAAUCUUCAGCGCCUCUCCAGACACAUCCACAAGUCGGCCGCCAAAGUGGUCGAUGGGAACCAGCUGGAAGAGACGGUCACCAACAGCUUUGCGUCUUUUAUCCACGGCAUCCGCCCCGUGCACCUCUCUGACAUCGUGCGCUACAGAAGUAAGCGGAUGAUCCUGGACAGCAUCGGCGUGGGGGUGAUGGGAAGCACAACGCACGUCUUCAACAUCGUCUUGAAGUAUUGUCAGGAUCUGCAUUUCGCAAGUUACGGAAGCUCCUCCCAUUGCUCGGUGUAUGGACAGAAAGGGUUAAAGCUCUCCCCCACCCUGGCCGCGUACGCCAACGGAGUAGCCGUUCACUCCAUGGACUUUGAUGACACGUGGCACCCGGCCACCCACCCGUCCGGCGCCGUCCUCCCGGCACUGCUGGCUCUGACGCAAAUGCUUUGCCGGGAGAGACGGGUCACCGGGGAGGAACUUCUCACCGCUUUCAAUGUCGGAAUCGAGGUUCAAGGAAGGCUGAUGUGCUUCUCCAAGGAGGCCAAGAACAUCCCAAAGAAAUUCCAUCCUCCUUCUGUUGUGGGCACCAUGGGAAGUGCCGCCGCCUCUGCCAAGCUCCUCGCCUUAGAUAAGGAACAAUGCAUGCACGCCCUGGCCAUCGCCGCCUCUCUUGCUGGUGCCCCAAUGGCCAACGCCGCCACGCUGGCCAAGCCCUUGCACAUUGGCAAUGCCACCAGGCUGGGCAUGGAAGCCGCCAUUCUGGCCGCUAAAGGGAUGGAGGCCAAUGCCCUCAUACUGGACGAUGUCCCCGGCUGCGCCGGCUUCAGUGCGUUUUAUGGUGACUACCAACCCAAGCCCCUGGCAUUGCCCGGUAAGCACUACGAGUUCCUUCUAGCCCAGCAAGACGUCGCGUUCAAGUCCUUCCCGGCCCACCUGGGGAUGCAUUGGGUGGCCGACGCCGCCAUUUCCGUCAGAAAUCGAUUUAUGGAGCAAUACGGCUCUUUGGACCCGUCAGCCAUCCAGUCCGUGGUCCUCAGAGUCCCCAUUUCCAAAUACAUAAACAGGCCUUCCCCCGACUCCGAGCACCAGGCCCGGCACUCCUUCCAGUUCAGCGCCUGCACGGCCCUCCUGGACGGCCAAGUCAACGUCGCCUCCUUCCACCAUGACAACAUGUUCCGCAAAGACCUCCGGCAUCUCCUGAGCAAGGUGGUGGUGGAGCAUCCCGGGGACAACGAGGCCAACUUUGACAAGAUGUACGCUGAGGUGGCCCUGCUGCUGAGGAACGGGGGAGCCAUGGGGGGCAAAUGUGACACUUUCUACGGCCACUGGAGGAAGCCGCUGACCAGAGAGUCCCUACUGAAGAAAUUUAUCAGCAACACCAGCAACGUCCUUCAGGAUGACCAGAUCCGAGGCGUCAUACAGAUGGUGGAGGACCUAGAGAGCGUCACGGACACUUCCCAGCUGCCUCUGCUCCUCCAGUAA
Messenger RNA from Nanorana parkeri, 1641 nucleotides. RefSeq names its product cis-aconitate decarboxylase-like. The transcript is spliced from 6 exons. The record is from RefSeq and is a predicted model, not a curated record. The coding region runs from base 1 to 1641 and encodes 546 amino acids. Lineage: Eukaryota; Metazoa; Chordata; Amphibia; Anura; Dicroglossidae. Gene Ontology annotation, molecular function: lyase activity.